GCUCCCUCAAGGCACAUGCUCACGACGGAUGACAGGCGUGUAACCAACACGGCCUUUCACGAUUGCGACGAUUCACCGGCAUAUGACUCGAUAUUUUUUCCGCAUAUUUUUUCCUCUGUUAAUUUCCCUAUUUGUUCCAGGGUUGACUAUAUUUUGCUUUGUCAAAGGGCGGCACGACUUGAUACCUACUAGAUUUCUGCUCUCAUAUCUGCAUCGAACCGGUGUUCAUAGUGUCAUUUGCCACUUUUUUUUCUGUUCUUGUUUUGCUCUCAUUUUUUUCCCCAACUCUUUCCCGCUCCCAACAUGUUCGUACACAUCUUUGAACGUACGGCAUGUCGCAUUUUGUUCUCAGCUUUGAUUUCACCGCCAGGAUGGAUUCUUAAUGGUUGCUACGACCGGUUGAGUUUUUUUUUUAUUUUUCUUGAUUGUAUUUUGAUUUGCACAAAAGAGAAAAAAAGAAGCAAGAGUGGAAGGCGUUCAAGGAAACCUGGUAUAGAAGAGAGGUCACAUGGCAACGAAUACGGCACAACAUGG
Messenger RNA from Trichoderma harzianum CBS 226.95, 534 nucleotides. RefSeq lists its product as hypothetical. Bases 83 to 358 code for a protein of 91 amino acids. The transcript has a single exon. NCBI's taxonomy places the organism in Eukaryota, Fungi, Ascomycota, Sordariomycetes, Hypocreales, Hypocreaceae. The record is from RefSeq and is a predicted model, not a curated record.